Kwoniella botswanensis is the source of this 1005-nucleotide messenger RNA. RefSeq lists its product as uncharacterized. The coding region runs from base 1 to 1005 and encodes 334 amino acids. The transcript is spliced from 4 exons. Lineage: Eukaryota; Fungi; Basidiomycota; Tremellomycetes; Tremellales; Cryptococcaceae. The record is from RefSeq and is a predicted model, not a curated record.
AUGUCCUUCCCUUUCUUCCUCUGCUCAUCAAUCUUCACUCUAUCCUACAUUGUCUAUACCAUCCUCUCUCCUCGAUUUGAUACAGAGCGCAAGAAAGCUUAUAUCCUAUCGUCAAUCUCAUCAUGUACUAUGACGAUAUUGUCUCUCCCUUUCUUCCUCAGCUAUCUGACCAAUGGACUGAAAGAGACGUUCGAAGCUGGUCAAGAGGGAUGGAUGGGUCAGAUGGGCUGGUUCGGGUCUGUCUUCUUCGGUGUUUAUUUGUUUGUGGGUUUAUUAACUGGAUGGAUCCAUCAUACUGUCUACAUCGGUUUGAUGUUCUACGUCGUACAAGCUCGGAUAACACCUAUCUUCCUUAUGGGCGCAGUGAUGGAACUCCCAACGUUCGAUCUCGCCAUAUCCAAUCUCUUCCCCUCGGCUCGAAACGACCUCCGAUUCCUCUCUUCCUUCUUCAUCUUUCGGAUCUUGUUCCACUCGAUAUACCUUAUCGACUGUGCCAGACCCUCUUCCAGAGCAUUCAUGGGUAAUAGCUGGGUGCCCACAGUAAUGCUGGGUCUGGCUUUGAUAAUGCAUCUAUCAUGGUUUAAAGGUGGUGUAACGGGAUAUAUCAAAAGACAGAAGAAGUCUAGUCAUAACAGGGCGAUCAUGGUGGACAAAGAUCCAAUUAUCGAAAUGAUAUCGACCGUUGAUUCUACCAUCUCUUCAGAAGUAUUACCUCAUUCAUCAUCUCCGAAUGAGUCACCUCUGGUUACCCCUCAUACAGCUUCACCAUCCCAGAUCCCAUUGUUCUUAUCCAACUUGAAUAUCCCCACAAUCAAUUUACCAACUGGUAUAAUUGAUCUGAGAAGUCUCAAGGAGAAUGGAUCUGGGUUUAGGGAGGCGGUGAGAAGCAGAUGGGAUGAACAGAAAGAGAAGUUUACGAUGGGUCGAUUGGUUAGGAGGAAGUUGAGUGAAAGAGAAGAAGAGGGGAGAGUGGUGGUGAGAGAGGUGGUAGAGGUCGAUGAGUAG